GUCAACGCGUUGCGACCGUUGACGCGAUUGCGGCUACGCAGACGCAGGGUGUGUGGAAAACCGACCGUUGCACUGCCUUGCCACCUUGCUCGGGUUUGCGUCGUUUACGUCGCCACAAGCGCGUCUUGCGGCGCAAUGCGCGUCUUCCGCGUUGGGUCUCGUCGGUCUCAUCGGGCUUCACAAAUUCACUGAGCGAUGAUCCAAUCCAAUCCAGAGCCAAUGGCAGAGUUUUGUUGAGUUUUACCAGUUUUACGUACUAAGUUUUUACUGCUCCGAUUCAGUGGGGGUGUUAACUAGUUGGAAUCUCUACAGCUUAAUCAUGAUUCACAGUUUUUUCGUGAUCAACACGUCGGGGGACGUGUUCAUCGAAAAGCACUGGAAGAAGGUGAUCCACCGCUCGGUGUGCGACUACUUCUUCGAGGUCCAGAAGAAGGUGGCGUCCCCCGAAGAGAUUCCGCCGGUGAUCUCAACCCCCCACCACUACCUCAUCAACAUCUUCCGGAGCAAAAUGUUCUUCGUGGCCGUCACCAUGUCCGAGGUGCCCCCCCUCUUUGUUAUUGAAUUCCUGCACAGGGUAGUGGACACCUUUGCAGACUACUUUGGUGACUGCACAGAGUUCCUGAUCAAAGAGCACUAUGUUGUUGUCUAUGAAUUGUUGGACGAGAUGCUGGACAAUGGGUUCCCCCUGGCCACAGAGUCGAACAUCCUGAAGGAGCUCAUCAAGCCACCCAACAUCCUGAGGACCCUGGCAAACACCGUCACUGGAAGGACCAACCUGAGCUCCACGCUCCCGACGGGCCAGCUGUCCAACGUGCCCUGGCGCCGCACGGGCGUCAAGUACACCAACAACGAGGCGUACUUCGACGUGGUCGAGGAGGUGGACGCCAUCGUCGACAAGAGCGGCUCCGUCAUCUCGGCCGAGAUACAGGGAUACGUCGACUGCUGCAUCAAGCUGAGUGGCAUGCCAGACCUGAGCCUGACCUUCGUGAACCCUCGUCUUUUUGACGACGUCAGCUUUCACCCAUGCGUCAGGUUUAGGCGCUGGGAGUCUGAACGGGUGUUGUCCUUCGUGCCUCCUGACGGCAACUUCCGCCUCAUGUCCUACCACAUCGGCUCCCAGAGCAUAGUGGCCAUUCCGAUCUACGUGCGUCACCAGAUCACCUUCAGGGAGGCCGGAGGGGGACGCAUGGACAUCACCCUUGGCCCCAAGCAGACCAUGGGCAAGCCGGUGGACGACGUGGUUCUGGAGAUCCCGAUGGGCAAGGCAGUGCUGAACGUGACGCUGGUGUGCAGCCAGGGCAAGUACUCGUUCGACCCGGUCUCCAAGAACCUCGUCUGGGAGGUGGGACGCAUCGAGCCGGGGCGCCUGCCCAACCUGCGUGGCACCAUCAAUCUCCAGACCGGAUCACCACCGCCAGAUUCAAACCCAACCAUAUCCAUUCAGUUCACCAUCAAUCCACUGGCCGUGUCCGGGCUCAAGGUGAACCGGCUGGACAUGUACGGAGAGAAGUACAAGCCCUUCAAAGGUGUCAAGUACGUGACAAAGGCUGGAAGAUUCCAAGUGCGAACGUGAAGCUUUGGAGACAAUAGUUGCAUUCCUGUCUUACCAGAGAUGUAUUAUUUUUCUUUUACGUCGCCUUUCUACUCUGUCACAUCUGAUUUUGCAGUGUACAGCAGCCCAAGUAUAGAGCUUCUCCAAGGGUUAUUGCAAUCUUGUUUGGGGAGAAGCAAAUUAAUCUAUCUAAUUGUGCAGAAAUAUAUUCUUUAAUUCUGACAUUCAGUGCGUGUAGUAAUCUUGAUAAAUAUAUAUAUCUUCAUUAAAUUGCCAGUACAUCAUCUUCCUCCGAGCAAAGUGCAACAUUUGUAAAGUAUGAUGGGUGAUGUGUUGUGCGUUUGCUAAAUAUGUACAAUAUUAAAAUGGUUCAAUGAA
Molecule: messenger RNA, 1930 nt
Organism: Ixodes scapularis (black-legged tick)
Lineage: Eukaryota; Metazoa; Arthropoda; Arachnida; Ixodida; Ixodidae
Gene: carmine
Product: AP-3 complex subunit mu-1
Exons: 12
Coding region: 320-1573 (417 amino acids)
Biological process (GO): endocytosis; intracellular protein transport
Cellular component (GO): clathrin adaptor complex; cytoplasmic vesicle
Source: RefSeq, a predicted model, not a curated record